This is a messenger RNA of Bactrocera dorsalis (oriental fruit fly), 2986 nucleotides long. RefSeq lists its product as uncharacterized. Bases 593 to 1186 code for a protein of 197 amino acids. The record is from RefSeq and is a predicted model, not a curated record. Lineage: Eukaryota; Metazoa; Arthropoda; Insecta; Diptera; Tephritidae. The transcript has a single exon.
GGAGCUCCUCUUCUCGCCAUACCUGAGACAGAAGGAGACUCACUCAGUUUAAUAAAUCGAUGGGAAAGAAUCAAGAUUCUCCAUCACGAAUUCAGCCACAGAUGGAAGGAAGACUAUCUCAAAGAUCUCCAUAAGAGAUAUCGCUGGAAAACGGCCCAGAAGGAAGCCAAGGCAGGAGAAUGCGUAAUCAUACAGGACGAAUGCCUUCCUCCAACAGAAUGGCGACUAGGCCGCAUUGAAAAGGUUCAUCGAGGAUCAGAUGGUCACAUAAGAGUAGUCGAUGUGCGAACACAAACCGGCAUAUUAACUCGACCAGUCACCAAACUGUGUUUUCUUCCAAACGGCGAAGAACAACUUCAACCAAAACCGCAAAAUAACACGCAAAAGUAAUCGAAAAAUAAUAAACCAAUUCCGCUAAUUCGAAAAUAACCCGCUUUAUGAUCCGUACAAAAAAUAAAUUCAACCAAGCGCGUUGAAAAUCAAUUUAUUAUACAAACAUAUACAUGCAUAUGUAUAGAUAUGUAGCUACAACAACUACAUGCUAAUAUUAUAAACAAAAUCAAUUUAAUUACAAUUCUAUAUUCCCAUAGAAAUGGACGUAGAGGAGAUCCAAACCGCCUCCAACACCGUCAGGUCCGAAAUCGCUAUACCCAAAGCGUCGGCUGCACCAGUUGCCGCUCCAAGGACCAGGGUUAUGCGACCACCGCCAUCCGCCGAAGCAGUCCGGGAGAUGAGAGAGGAGCAGCUAUUGGAGCCUCAGGGGCCUCCAGGUUGCAGCUUGUGCCAUCGCCCACACGCCCUGAAACGAUGCUCCAUUUUCAAGAGCAUGAAGCCUGCUCAGCGGCAACAGGUUGCAAGAGCCCAUGGGCAUUGCAUGACCUGCCUGGCAGAUGACCACGCCACCAUAGAGUGCUGGGCCGACGGCGCCUGUCAAUAUUGCCAGAGGCCCCAUCACACUCUAUUUCAUCGUUUUCCCCGCCGAGCCAAUCCGUCGGAAAGUAGCACCAACGCCCGUAUCAGACCACGCAGCGAUGCUACCCGGCGACGACGAAGCAGCCAAACAACCGCAACACGUAGACGGCCAUCUCCGCCACGCCACGCUCAUCGUCAGCAACAACGACGCUCAACAGGGUUGAGCGCUGUACUAAACACAUUGCAACAGCUGCAACGGCUCCUAGCCGAUUAAUUCGCCUAGGGGGGCCGGGAUGUUCACAUGAGCUAUGAGCGUUCUGCAGCAUCCCACAUCACAUCAUCACAUCACCACAUAUCACCACACAUCACAUCAUAUCACGUCACAACACCUCAUCACACAACAGCUCACAGCAUACCCCAAUACACACACACGCAUCAAACACCGAUCAUUACUACAACACUGCAACACAACAACCAUACGAUCAUCAACGAGACGACUCGUAAUGUCAGCUAAUUUCACCACCCAAACCAUAAAAAGGGAUUGAUUCGACCGGGAUUACCUUCUUACCGUUUUCAUCCGUGAAACAAGGCAGUCGUUCGCGAUAUUCUUUUUUUAAUUCGCACCGCAACAAACCGCAAUUUAAUUUUUCCUCCAACAAACCGCCAAGUGACGGGAGUGACGCACCCAACGAGUUCGCCUUUCGCCAACAGUGUGCAGCAGUGGGUUUCAUAUACAAAAGACUAAACAACUAAUAAAAAGUGUACCGAUCCAUAUAGGAUAAACUGAAUAAAUACAACGAUAAAUUUAACGAGUGUGAAAAUUAAAAAUCAGUGAAUUUUAUUUAUUAUCCAGCUCAUAAGUAUACUAAAUAUAUUUAUAUACCAAGUAAGUAUACUAGAUACUUAUGAUUCAUGAAGAUCCAAUAUAUGUAAAGUCGUAUAGAUAUCCUGAAAUUCAUAAAUCAGAAGUAAACAAACAAAUAAAAGAAAUGCUUGAAAAACAAAUCAGUUCUCAUAGUAAUUCCCCAUAUUCAGCACCAAUUUGGGUGGUACCAAAGAAGUCAGAUGCUUCGGGUAAAAAGAAGUGGAGGAUUGUUGUCGAUUUUCGCAAGCUCAAUAGUAUUACCAUCGAUGAUAGGUAUCCUAUUCCAAACACGGAUGAAAUUCUCGAAAAACUAGGUAUUUUUCAACAGACUUAGCGCAAGGCUUCCAUCAAAUAGCUUUAGCAGCUUUCUCUACUCAGAGCGGACAUUUUGAAUUUUUAAGAAUGCCAUUUGGGCUUAAAAAUGCGACAGCCACCUUCCAGAGACUGAUGAAUACGGUUCUAGAUGGUUUAAUAGGGAGAGAUUGUAUGGUUUACUUAGACGACAUUGUAGUAUUCAGUACGUCAUUACAGGAACAUAUAAAAUCUCUAGACAGAGUUUUUCGUAAAUUAAACGAAGCAAAUCUGAAAAUUCAGAUGGAUAAAAGCGAGAAACCGAAUUUCUUGGUCAUAUCAUAACGCCAGAAGGUAUUAAGCCUAACCCUAAUAAAAUCAAAGCAAUUUUAAAUUAUCCCGUUCAUAAAACGGAAAAUGAAAUAAAACAGUUUCCUGGCUUGGGGAGAUUUUAUCGUAAGUUUAUUCAAAACUUUUCUGAAAUAACUAAACCUUUGACUAACUGUCUUAAAAAAGACAUUAAAAUAAAUAGUUCAGAUGAGAAAUUCGUGGAAGCUAUAAACACCAUAAAAAUUUUAAUUACUAAUGAUCCAAUUCUGGCGUAUCCAAAUUAUGAGAAAAUAUUUACAUUGACGACUGAUGCGUUAAAUGUGGCAUUAGGGGCAGUGUUAAGUCAACAGGGACAUCCAAUUUGUUUUGCUAGUCGCACAAUCAAUGCACAUGAGCAGCACUACUCAACUACUGAGAAAGAACUUUUAGCCAUGGUUUGGGCUACCAAAUAUUUUAGACCAUAUUUAUACGGCAGGAAAUUUUUAAUAAAUAGUGAUCAUAGACCAUUGCAAUGGCUCCACAACUUAAGGGAACCAAAUAGUCCAGUCAUUUAAGCUUAAAUUAGGUAAGAAUCUCGGAAUUCCAUAU